Molecule: messenger RNA, 4130 nt
Organism: Parnassius mnemosyne (clouded apollo)
Lineage: Eukaryota; Metazoa; Arthropoda; Insecta; Lepidoptera; Papilionidae
Source: the annotation of a GenBank genome assembly
GAGAAAAGUCGUAGAUAGAAGAAAAGUCCGGUUUGUUGAUGAAAAAGAGAAUUCAAUAAUCAAUUAUAAAUAAAGCUAUAGAAAACAGCAAUGGCCUUUAGUGAAGGUGAAGUUUGUAGAAUUUGUUUAAGCGUUAAUAUACGCAUGUUUGCACUAAAGGAAACUGGCCUCCAAAAUUUGUAUAAGACAUUGACGAACAGUUUUUUGGAUGAGAUUGAGUGGCCAAUAAUUGUUUGUUUCACCUGUCAUGCAAGACUCAUUCGUUGCAGAAGAUUACAACAACAGGCUAUUGAGUCAAAUGUGGUUCUGGAGCAGUUGCUUUCAGGAGGAUCCAUGUCAAUACCAAAACCGCAUAAGGUUAGAGAUGAGAUUAAAUUCGCACCAAUUUAUCAUAUAGAUAUCUGGCCUGUAGAGUGUGAUAUAGACAAUGAUUGCAAGGACGAAAUUUUUUGCCUUGAUGCCGUUAAAGUUGAGGAAGAGAUUUUCGAAUAUGAGAAUUCCAAAUUUGAAGAAAAUGAGAAUCAUGUAACAGGUAAGAUAUACCCCUUUUCUCGAUAUUAUUAAAAUAAGGUACAAUUUACCUUAUGGCAAGUGGUUACUGUAGCCCGUAGACACAAAAUAAAGAGGGCUUCGUGUGUAAUGUACUGAUUAACUGAUUUGCCUUUGUCUAAAUUCAAAGUGCACGUCAAAAGCACUCUUAUUAAUACAUUAAAAAAAUAUUUUUACCCUGUCAGCUAGUAUGUAUGUCACUAAGAUACAUACUGGUAAGCAACCAAUUAUCUUUGCCAUCUUCUUAGUGUCAGUACUAGGUGGUGUGACACCAUGUUUGCCUAGGAGUUGAUCUAUUUGUGCCUGCCUAGUUGGACUCCUCCCUCCUCCUCAUACCUAUUUCUGCCGUCAAAUAGCAGUGCAUGCACUGCUGUGUUCCAUUCUGAUGGGUAUAGAGUCAGAAUAAUCACAGGGUGUGGGUUGUUCCAUUUUAGUUGUGGUAGAACCAUGCUGCAGCUACAUUAGUUGUAUAGUUAUAGCACAAAUGGGUCGGCUCGACCGGGGAAGGACCACGCUCUCACAGAAUACCAGCGUGAAAUAGCAGCUUAACACUGCUGUGUUUCGUGUGGUGAUUGUAGAGAACCGGAUACCCUUUUUACUGGAAAAGAGGCAUUCCAUCGUAGUCCUCAUGGGUGACAAUGCAUCUGCAUUUUGAUUCUUUAUUGAGGACAGAUGUAGAUGUCUAUGGGUCACAGCGACCAUUUACCAUCGUGUGGACUGUGUGCUCGUUUGUCACCCUAUCCUAUAAAAAUUAAAAUUAAAAGAUGAGCGCAUUGCAUCAUUAAAUCUUCAUCAUUACAGCCUUCACAAGUCCACUGCUGAACAUAGGUCUCAGCCACGGAAUGCCACAAAGCACAGGAACCCAUUGCCUUCCUGCAUUUCUUACCAGUUCAUCAUACCAUCUAAUGGAGGGCCGCUCUACACUUUGUCUACUGGUACGAGGCUGCCACUCGUAAAACUUCCUCAUUCAUUGUCAUUUCUUCGAGCUAUAUGGCCGGAAUUUCAAAUUACAAAGAAUUAAUUCAGCAUUUGAAACCAUGAUGUUGAAAGUAACUACAACAGAAGUGAGACGACGGGCCCGUGCUUGUGUUAGUAAUCGCUUCAAUUAUUUUGAGCAUCAACAAAUAAAUAAUUAGAAUUUUUAUUAGUCUGUCUAAAAAUUUAAAUUUUCUACCUCAAUCUGGUUUUAGGGGACAAUUGAAGAAAAAUUUGUAACAAAUGCGUGUCAGUUAUACCUCAAAUGAAAGAGUAAUAACCAAGCAUGUUCUUCUUCUUCUUCUUUCUUUUUUAUGGUGGUUUUGAUCAUUCGCCAAUGUCAGCGUGAAAGCGUUUAUUGAGUAGAAGCUCAGUAGUUACAAAUACUAUGCCCAUAUACAAGAGAAGAUUGUGAUAGUACAAGUAUCUUUUUUCCUUUAAACCAAUUUUUUCCCCUUUUAUCUUGUAGUACUAAUGGUUAUACUGUUGAAUUACCUAGAACAAAUGACAAACACGGUUGCUAUAACUACAUUAGUAUAUUAGUAUUGACAAACAUUAAACUUUUAUACCAUUAGUGUUAAUAAAAUCACACAGAAUAUAUACAUAAGCCUAUUUGUGUAGGUUAUAAGUGAAUCAAAAUUUAUAAGACGAGGAAUGUCAGGAGGGAGAUGAUCAUAGAGUUAACAAGAUAAUUUAGGACAGUUAAAAAAAAUAUGGUCGGAGGUUCCCUCAUCCAACCCACAUUCGCAGAGGGAACUAUCCCUAAUCCUCAGUUUGGCCAAAUGUACUGGUGUACAAGCGUGGCCAAUUCUAAGUCUACAAAUAGUUGAUGUAGAAUGUUUAUUAGCUUUAUUGAAUUUGAAAAACCAUGGUUUUGGAGGGAUGGCACAUUGUAUAGCAGCAUAGUGUUUACCUUUUAUAUUUUGAGUGGCUUUCCAUAAUGUAUUCCAAUUAUUAUUUAACUUCUUCUUUGCAAGUAACACUAUGUCUGAGGAGUAAGUUAAAUUACAUGGCAAACCAUUUCGACUGGCAUUUUUAGCCAUCAGAUCAGCUGUUUCAUUGCCCUUGAUGCCACUAUGACCUGGAAUCCAAGCUAAGGAAACCUGUAUGCCCUUGAGAUGACAUCUAUACAAUGUGUGUUUAAUUUUGAGGAUCAAGGGUAUCUUAUAUUUACUUUGGAAUUGGUUUGACAAAAUUGCUAACAAACAACUUUUGGAGUCGGUAAGAAUAACUGACUUAUUUAAGUUGUGUGCUUCUAUAUAUAUUAAAGCUUCAUGAAUUGCCGUGGCCUCGCCAGUAAAAGUGGAAGAAAUAGAAGGCCAUUUAAAAUUAAGAAUUAUUUUGAAUCUGGGAAUCCAAACUGCUGCUCCAGUACAACUUUCAUCUGACUUUUUGGAGGCAUCAGUGUAUAUAAUAAGCCAGCCUUUCCAUAAAUUAUCUAUGACUCUACUUACUUUACUAUUUGCUAUAGGGCAAUCUUUCUCAAUACCAAGGUCGAGGUGGAUAUUUGGUUGGAAAAUGAUUGCAUCAUAUGGGAUAUCAAAUAUGGGGCAGGACUUGAAUUGUGAUACUGGGUAUGGUAGGUGGAGUAAUGUUACCAAACUGUUGGAUAAGCAGGGAGAUUCUUUAUGAGUCCAGUAAUGUUUUGAUGAAAUAUAUUCCAAAAGGAGGUGUAGUUUAGAAAUGAGAGGGUGGGAAGAGAGUUGGUAGAUUUUAAAAAAGUAUCGGUCCGAAAGAUAUUGCCUUCUUAGAUAAAGGGGAGGGUCCACACAUUCAACUUGGAGAGCAUUUAUUGGGGAAGAUUUCAUUGCCCCGAUGAUUAUACGAAGGCUUUUGGAUUGAAUCCUGUCUAGGAUCUUUAGGGAAGACUUAUUGCACGGUUCCAAAACAAAACAUCCAUAAUCUAAAUGACUACGGAUAAGGGCGUUGUACAGUAUUUUUUGGGAGAAUGGGUGGGAGCCCCACCAGACACCCGAUAAAGCGCGAAGAAUGUUUAUAUUUUUUUCACAUUUUUUUGAGACAUAGUUGAUGUGAUGAGAAAAGGCUAGUUUGGAGUCAAGAAUAACUCCUAAAAAUUUUACAUUCUCCCUAAUUGGGAUAGGUUCAUUAUUAUAGAGAAUGUUGAUUUCAGGGACUUGCCUAUGGCGAGAGAAGAUUACAGCACUGCUUUUGGGAACAGACAAAGACAAACCAUGAUCAGUUAACCAAUCCUGUAAAUAAGACUAAUCUAACAAUAAAUUAAAGUACCAUCAGUUUUUUUUAACGUAGUGUCAAAAAUGUUUAUUAUUUAAAAUGUUAAUUAUACUUCGUUGCUGCAUCCUAUGAGAUUUAAUAAACUAUGUAGUCCGCUUUCUGUCGUACUGCAUCAUCACACAAAUUUUAGAUAUUAUUUUUACAAAAAAUUCAAUAAUAAAAAGAUAGUCUAUUGACUUUUGCACGCCACUGUCAGCCUGCUGUGCCGGCCGGGCGUUUCGAUCAUUCGUUUUCUGUGUGUUGCAUCAUCCGCAUGUGCGCCGCAACAAACAACAAAUAAGAUUUGUUUAGUUAAGUUUAAGUAAAAAUUAAAAAAUAAAAAGAACAAGUGAGAAGACUGCUGACAAAAUUAG